AUGGCCCUCUUGAAGCUCUCUGUGCUGGCCUUCAGCUUCGUCUUUGGGGCAGCUGGCCUAACAAUGCUGACCCUUGGGCUGUGGGCUGAGAUGGCACUGGGAAGGUACCUGGCCCUGUCUGCCCAAGGGGCCCCCAGCGCACCUUCCCUCCUGCUUGCUGCCGGGGCUGCAGGGCUGCUCUGGGGAGGGCUGGCCGGUGGUGGGGCAGCCAGUGAGCACCGGGGCCUGCUCCGGGCAUCUGCGGCCAUCCAGCUGACCGCCCUGGGAGCUGGCCUCGCUGCUGGCCUUUCAGGACUGUGCUAUCAGAAUGAGCUAGCCCAGGGCUUCCGGGCAGGGCUGUGGCAGGCCCUGUGGGGUUAUGGGGCUGGAGGGAGGGAAGAUGCUAGUCUGGAUGCCCUGCAGUGGGGACUCAGGUGCUGUGGGGUGGACACCUACCGGGACUGGCUGGACACCCCCUGGGCCCGGAGUCCCCGGGCCCAGGGAAACGGUUCUCUGCCCCCCAGCUGCUGCCGAGGCCAGCCUGACUGCCAGGAAGGGGCCAGGCUUGUGGCUUCCGAUGGCUGCUUCUCCAAAGCCAGCGACUUUGUGGCAGACAACAUGGCCUUCAUUGUAGUGGCUGCUCUGGGCCUGGGGGCCCUGCAGGUAGUAGGGGUUGUGCUGGCCUGCCUUCUGGCUGCCCGAAUGGCCCCUGGGGUCCAGGCCUCUGCAGAGGCUCCACAAAACCCUUCCCUGGAGAACAGAAUCCCUGACGUCCCUGCUGUCUCCCCUGAGCCCUGAGGCCCAGCCUUCCAAGAUGGGACCCCUUCCACCCCUAUUCCCACCCCGGGCUCCAUUUCCUUUACAGACUCAUCGCACCCAGGAAAGACCCCAAUUCACU
Gracilinanus agilis (Agile Gracile Mouse Opossum) is the source of this 877-nucleotide messenger RNA. RefSeq names its product tetraspanin-7-like. The record is from RefSeq and is a predicted model, not a curated record. The transcript has a single exon. Gene Ontology annotation, cellular component: membrane. Bases 1 to 777 code for a protein of 258 amino acids. NCBI's taxonomy places the organism in Eukaryota, Metazoa, Chordata, Mammalia, Didelphimorphia, Didelphidae.